GACCUUACAUAGUCUUCUCGUGUGUCCAGCCUCGUCAGCUAUUAGCUUUAGAGAAGAAACUGCUGCAUCAAUGGCGUUGAGACUGACAUCGCUGAAACGCGCCGCGGCUGAGUCAUGCCGCAUCUUGGAAGUCCGAAGCUUCAGCCACGUCGCGGGUAUGCCUCCGCCUUUUAACAGCGUCAUCGAUCGACCCAUCGCUAUGCUGCCGCCGCUGAUUGCACCUGAGUUCGAUCAGAAUCAGAAUCAACUGGGUUCGAUCGAUGAGAAGAGCUUCGGGUUUGGGUUUCCUAGUUUUGCUUUCAGUGGAUCCAUGGAGCUAAUGGCUGUACCCAAGAAGAAGGUUUCUAAACACAAGAGAGGGAUAAGAAAUGGGCCAAAGGCUCUUAAGCCUGUUCCUGUCAUCAUCCGUUGCAGGAGUUGCGGGCGAGUGAAGCUCCCACAUUUCUUCUGUUGCAGCGGUGAGCGGGUAAACCCCAGUGAGCAAGGCCACUAGGACUGAUGACCAAGAUCUCCUAUAUGAUUACCCUUGUUGGAGUACAUCUUCGGUUUCUUAGUCGUAGACUCGAGUGAUACUAUAGACUUAUUAGUUGACUCUGUUUUUUUUUGUCAAAUUAUUUGGGUUUCAUCUGCAAGAUCAAUAUGCUCAUGCUUUUUUUUUUCUUGACAAAUUAUGUUGUUGUCAUUGCUUGUUGCAAAGUCUAGGCCAGCUCAUUUAUAUAUGUGCUCUUAGACUUAAAUAACAGCUGCAUCUACUUUAAAUAAAGAGAAAUCUUCCCAUGAAA
Molecule: messenger RNA, 782 nt
Organism: Raphanus sativus (radish)
Lineage: Eukaryota; Viridiplantae; Streptophyta; Magnoliopsida; Brassicales; Brassicaceae
Exons: 3
Coding region: 71-493 (140 amino acids)
Biological process (GO): translation
Cellular component (GO): mitochondrial large ribosomal subunit
Molecular function (GO): structural constituent of ribosome
Source: RefSeq, a predicted model, not a curated record